AUGAAGUUCUUCUCCGAAAAGAUGCCGGGAGCACAAUCCAGGAACACCGACAGUACCGACGCGGAAUAUAUCUCUAAUGAAAACAUCCAAGUUGUUGGCUACGAUGCGAACCUUGAGUACGACACUUCGGAAGAGCGCAGGGCCAGACUCAAGGUGGAUCUAAUCAUUCUCCCAUUCAUUGUUCUACUCUUCUGCUUCCUCCAAUUCGAUCGAACCAACGUCGGCAAUGCUCUCACAGAUACCCUGCGCGAAGACCUCGGUGGUCUUACCAAUUACCAUAUCAACCUUGCCCAAACCAUGUUCAUUGUCGGUUUCGUCAUCACCGAACUGCCGUUCAACAUGAUCAGCAAAGUCAUGGGCCCCGAGCGAUUCUUGCCCAUCACCAUGUUCCUAUGGGGUAUUGCAACCUGGGGACAAAUCUUUAUGAAGAACGGUCAGAGUCUUGUCGCUGCCCGUUUCUUCAUCGGUGCUUUGGAGGGUGGUUACGUCCCCGGUAUGGCUCUGUAUAUUUCCAAAUUCUACACCAACGGCGAACUUGGUCUUCGAUACGCCAUCUUCUGGGCAUCCAACUCGAUCGCAGGAUCUCUCGGUGGUCCACUCUCGAUCGGCCUGUUGUCUCUUCGUGGUAAACACGGCCUUGCAGGAUGGCAAUGGCUGUUCCUCAUUGAGGGUGUCUUGACCUGCUUUCUCGCAGUCGUUGCCUACUUCUACCUCCCUCACAGCGCCGCUCGACCAAAGGUUUUCUUCGGCAGGUCUUAUAACAUGUUCACAGCUCGCGAGGGGUCGGUGCUCAUCACUCGUGUCAUUCGGAAUGACCCCACCAAAUCUCAAAGACAGGGAAAGCCAGUGUUGCUAUCACAUAUCCUCGAAACCUUUGGCGACUGGCGUCUAUACGGCCAUCUGAUCGGUGCUUUCCUCUCUAUGGUGAUGAUCUCGCCGAUGAACACCUAUGCCCCCUCCAUCAUCAAGUCUCUCGGCUUCAGUGGUCUGCAGGCCAAUGGACUCAAUUCAGUUGGCAGCGUCUGCUGUCUUGUCUGGUCCGUUUCACUGGCAUACAGCAGUGACAAAUUUCGCGAGCGAGGAUUCCAUAUCACCGCAGGCUACCUUUUGGGUGGAGUCGGUCUUCUCUGGCUCGCACUGGCACCAAAUAGUGUUGGGAGAUGGGUUCUUUAUGGAGGUGUGGUUGUCACACAAGCCGGUAUGGGAUCCGCUCAAGCACUCAACGCCGCAUGGCUCGCGUCCAAGAUGCAUGACUACAAGCGACCCGUAGCCCUAGCAGGCUAUGUGAUGAGCAUCCAAUGUGCAGGAUUUGCAGGACAACAGCUCUUCCGACAACAAGAUGCCCCUCGCUACCAACGAGGUCUCAUUAUUGCCGCGUCAUGCGUCAUUGCUGGCGCUGCAGUCAUUCUCGUCCAGAAGCUUCUAUACCGUCUAUUCGACCACGGUGAUGCAGGUGUCGAGGCUAAAAGGAUGGAUGCUUAG
Messenger RNA from Exophiala mesophila, 1482 nucleotides. RefSeq lists its product as uncharacterized. The transcript is spliced from 6 exons. Gene Ontology annotation, biological process: transmembrane transport. NCBI's taxonomy places the organism in Eukaryota, Fungi, Ascomycota, Eurotiomycetes, Chaetothyriales, Herpotrichiellaceae. Gene Ontology annotation, cellular component: membrane. Bases 1 to 1482 code for a protein of 493 amino acids. Gene Ontology annotation, molecular function: transmembrane transporter activity. The record is from RefSeq and is a predicted model, not a curated record.